AAGCCUGGUGUCAAUCAUGUGACCCUUUUAAAACAACUCAAGGAUGGACUAGUGGAAAUAAUGAUAUCGAUGAUUGCAUUAGAGAGUUUCAACUUAAAUGUACAAGAUAUGAAGAUGUGAUUGAGUGGAUUCCAUUUAAUAGGUUAUCUAACUUGCACAAAAUCGGAUUAAUUUUUCAAGCAUUAUGGUUAGAUGGAAUACGAAAAGUCGAAAAUAAUACACAGUCACGUACAUUGUCUUAUUCAGUAAAAAUCAAGAAAUUUAAUAAUUCCGAAAUGAACGAAUUAGAAUUUAUAAAAGAAUUUAAAAAUUAUAUGGAAUUGAAGGAUAGUAAACUUAAGUUAUACGGAAUAACACAGGAUACAGCUAAUCGAUACAUGAUUGUAUUCGAUGAUUCUUAUUAUAAAAGGAAUAAUAUACAUGGAAAAUGUGCACAAUGUGAGAUGUAUAAUACCACAAAGGCCUGGUGUCAAUCAUGUGACCCCUUUGAAACAACACGCGGAUGGACUAGUAGGAAUAUAGAUAUUGAUAAUCGUAUUAAAGAAUAUCAACUUAAAAAUACUGAAUAUGAAAACGUAAUUGAGUGGAUUCCGUUUAAUAGGUUAUCUAAUUUGCAAAAAAUAGACGAAUUCAGAUUUUAUGCAUUAUGGCUUGAUGGAAUACGAAUUGUCAAAAAUAAUUCACAGUCACGUAUAUUAUCAUGUGCAGUUGGACUUGAAUUUUAUUCACAUAAUGACAUAUUGGAUUUAAUACAAUCCAGAAUUAUACAGAAAUCAUCCAUAAUUGGUCGUAAAAUAUUUGGAAUAACACGGGAUACAACAACUGAUCAAUAUAUGAUUGUAUUUGAUGAAUUUUAUUAUCGAAGGGACAUUGUAUAUGGAAAAUGUAAACAGUGCAAGAGACAUAAUACUUCAAAAGCCUGGUGUCAAUCUUGUGACCCUUUUAAAACAACUCAAGGAUGGACAAGUGAGAAUAAUGAUAUCGAUGAUUGUAUUAAAGAGUUUCAACUUAAAUGUACAAGGCAUGAAGAUGUAAUUGAGUGGAUUCCAUUUAAUAGAUUAUCUGACUUGCAAAAAAUCGGAUUAAAUUUUCAAGCAUUGUGGUUAGAUGGAAUACGAAUUGUCGAAAAUAAUACACAGUCACGUAUAUUACCUUAUGCGGUUGAAAUUAAGAAAUUUGGUAAUUCGCAAAUCGACACAUUAGAAUUUAUAAAAGAGUUCAAAAAUUAUAUGCAAUUAAGAGAUAAGAAACAGAAAAUAUUCGGAAUAACACAGAAUACAACCAGUGAAUAUUUAAUUGUAUGUGAUGAUUUUUUCUACAAAAGGAAUAUUCAAUAUGGAAGAUGCAAACAUUGCAAUAGAUAUAAUACUUCAGAAUCCUGGUGUCUAUCAUGUGAUUCUUUUAAAGCAACCCAAAAAUGGACUAGUAAAAUUAAAGAAAUACAACUUAAAAGUACAAGAUAUGAAAAUGUAAUUGAGUGGAUUCCAUUUAAUAGGUUAUCUUAUUUGCAAAAAAUGGGAUCCAAUUUUCAAGCAUUGUGGUUGGAUGGAAUACGAUUUGGCAAAAAUGAUAUACGGUCACAUACAUUAUCAUUUGCAGUUGAACUUAAAAGAAUUAGUAUUUCGCAAAUUAACACAUUAAGAUGCAUAAAAGAAUUCAAAAAUUAUGUACAAUUAAGAGACAAUGAACGUAAAAUAUUUUUACUAACAUGGGAUGAAAAUACUAAUCAAUGCAUGAUUGUAUUUGAUGAAUUUUAUUAUCGAAGGGGCAUUGUAUAUGGAAUAUGUACACAGUGCAAGAGACAUAAUACUUCAGAAGCCUGGUGUCUAUCAUGUGACCCUUUUAACACUACUCAAGGAUGGACUAGUGGAAACAAUGAUAUCGAUGUUUUUAUCAAAGAAGCACAACUUAAAUGUACAAGAUAUGAAGAUGUGAUUGAGUGGAUUCCAUUUAAUAGGCUGUCUAGUUUGCGAAGAACAGGGGUAAAUUUUCAAGCAUUGUGGUUGGAUGGAAUACGAAAUGUCAGAAACAAUACACGGUUACGUUUAUUAUCACAUGCAGUUGAACUUAAAAAAUUUAAUGAUUCACAAAUUAACACAUCAGAAUUUAUAAAAAAUCUUAAAAAUUAUUUGCAAUUUAAGGAUAAUGAAUGUAAACUAUACGGAAUAACACAGGACACGAGGACUGGUCAAUAUAUGAUUGUAUUUGAUGAUUUUUAUUAUCGAAGGGGUUUUGCAGUUGGAAAAUGUAAACAGUGCAAGAGAAAUAAUACUUCAGAAGCCUGGUGUUUAUCGUGUGACCCUAUAAAAACCACUCAAGGAUGGACUAGUGGAAAUAUGGAUAUUGAUUAUUUUAUUAAAGAAUUACAACUUAAAAGUACAAGAUAUGAAAAUGUAAUUGAAUGGAUUCCGUUCAAUAAGUUAUUUAACUUACAAAAAAUAGGAGAAUCAAAAUUUCUAGCCUUAUUAACAGGUGGAAUACGACAAGUUCAAAAUAAUUCACAGUCACGUACCUUAUCAUGUGCUAUUAAACUUGAGAAAUUUGAUUAUUCACAUAUUGACACGUUAAAUUUUAUUGAAAAAUUUAAAAAGUAUAUAAAUAAUGAAAGCAAACUAUACGGAAUAACGCAGGAUACAACAACUGGUCAAUACAUGAUUGCAUUUGAUGAUUUUUAUUACAAAAUAAAUGUUAUUUAUGGAAAGUGUAUAUGCUGUGAAAGAUAUAAUACUUCAGAAGCCUGGUGCCAGUCGUGUGAUCUUUUUAAAACUAUUCAAGGAUGGACCAGUGGAAAUAAUGAUAUCGAUGAGUGUAUUAAAGAGUUUCAACUUAAAACUACUAAAUAUGAAGACGUCAUUGAGUGGAUUCCUUUUUAUAAGUUAUCAAAAUUGCAAAAGAUAGGAGAAUUGGAGUUUAAGGCACAGUGGUUAGCUGGAAUACGAAAGGUUGAGUCAUGUAAACUGUUAUAUUCCCAAGAUAAUACAUUAAAAUUUAUACAAACACGCACGUUAUCACAUGCGGUUGAACUUAAAAAAUUUGCUGAUUCACAAAUUGACGCAUUAGAAUUUAUUAAAAAAGAUAGUAAACUUAGAUUAUACGGAAUAACAAAAGAUACAACAACUAAUCAAUAUAUGAUUGUAUUUGAUGGUUUCUAUCAUGGAAGAGAUAUUAUCUAUGAAAGAUGUGCACAUUGCAAUAGAUAUAAUACUUCAGAAGCCUGGUGCCAAUCAUGUGACCCUUUUAAAGAAAUUCAAGUAUGGACCAGUGGAAGUAAAGAUAUUGAUAAUUACAUUAAAGGGCUUCAACUUAAAGUACAAGAUAUGAAGAUGUUAUCUAACUUGCAAAAAAUAGAAAAAUCCAAAUUUUAUGCAUUAUGGCUUGAUGGAAUACGAAAAGUCAAAAACAACACACAAUUGCGUACGCUACCAUGUUUAGUAGAACUUCAAAAAUUUGAUGGUUUACAAACUGAUGCAUUAGAAUUUAUAAUUAAAUUUAAAAGUUUUGUUCAAUUUGAGAUUAAUGGGCAUAGAAUAUUUGGGAUAACUCAAAAUGCGUCAUCGAAACAAUAUAUGGCAGUAAUUGAUUAUUGCAUUUCUAAGAGAGAUGAGAAAUACGGAGUUUGCAGAUGGGAUGAGCAUUAUAACACUUCGAGAGGCUGGUGUCAAUCGUGUGAUCCUUUUGAAAUGACUCAAGCAUGGACAAGCGAAAGUAUUGAUGUAGAUGAUUGUAUCAAGGAAUUUCAAUUGAUUGCCACAGAAUAUGAUAAAGUAAUAGAAUGGAUCCCUUUUGAUAGAUUAAAUAAUAUACAACAGAUCGGGAAAGGGGGAUUUGGUGACGUUUUUUUCGCAAACUGGAUAGACGGGAAAAGAAAGGUUCUAAAAGACGGCAAAGGAUUCAUACAGUCUCGAACACAAUCUUACUUAGUCGCACUCAAGACUUUAUCUAGUUCUUCGAAUUCAAUGGAUUUCUUAAAAGAAUUUAAAAAUCACAUGCGAUGUAGAUUAAUGGGGAGUAGCCUUGAAAUAUAUGGAUUAACCAAAAACACAACUACAAACCAAUAUAUGAUAGUUCUUCAAUAUGCCAACAAUGGCGAUCUUCGUCAAUAUUUAGAAACGAAUUUUAAAGAACUUACUUGGAAAGACAAAUUAUCACGACUGAUGGAUAUAUCAAAAGAUUUGUCUCUAAUCCAUGAAGCAAAAUACAUUCAUUGCGAUUUACAUAGUGGAAACAUUGUAUUACAUAAAGAGGGAUCAUGGCUUGAAAGAUCAAAGACUUAUAUUAUAGAUCUAGGAUUGUCCCGGAAAAACGAAGGGACUCCCGAAUUUUAUGUCGAAUUUUCAGAACUGUGCAUGAAUUUUGAUCCACAAAAACGGCCUACUGCUGAAGAAAUUUUUCAUAAGUUAGAAGAAUGGUAUAAUUUGAUUAAUGAGUUUGAUGAAACUGAAAAUUACGACGAUACUCAAGAGCUUGACAGAUUUGAAUUUGAUGAAAUCGAUGAAAUCGAUGAAUCGAAGGUAGAAAUGUUUAAUAAAUUCAUAGAAUCUGAUGAAAUAGUUAAAAGGUUGCCAAUGGCUAUGAAAAUACAUCAAGAUUCUGAGUAUACAAGAAAAUUUAUUAAUACUGAUGUUAUUUCCGAACGGUAUUGGAAAGAUUCAAAGAUUAUUGACUUAAAGAUAAAAUCAUAA
Molecule: messenger RNA, 4682 nt
Organism: Acaulospora morrowiae
Lineage: Eukaryota; Fungi; Glomeromycota; Glomeromycetes; Diversisporales; Acaulosporaceae
Source: the annotation of a GenBank genome assembly